Messenger RNA from Thermothielavioides terrestris NRRL 8126, 1291 nucleotides. RefSeq lists its product as uncharacterized. NCBI's taxonomy places the organism in Eukaryota, Fungi, Ascomycota, Sordariomycetes, Sordariales, Chaetomiaceae. Gene Ontology annotation, molecular function: SNAP receptor activity. Gene Ontology annotation, cellular component: endoplasmic reticulum-Golgi intermediate compartment; Golgi membrane; SNARE complex. The coding region runs from base 441 to 1049 and encodes 202 amino acids. The record is from RefSeq and is a predicted model, not a curated record. The transcript has a single exon. Gene Ontology annotation, biological process: endoplasmic reticulum to Golgi vesicle-mediated transport; retrograde vesicle-mediated transport, Golgi to endoplasmic reticulum; vesicle fusion with Golgi apparatus.
AAGUGGUAACAACCAGAGGAUCUCCUUCCGGAGUCAAUUCCUCCGGAAUAUGAAUUGCUUCACUGUAGUGUAGGGGUCCUUUGCUGUCACAAGUUCAAUUUGAAAUUGAUUUGCUCGCUGCACUCUUGGAAAGGAAUUUGUAUUCCUAAUUCCUAGGCUCUCACGUUUCGGCUGGCUGUGGGGACCUUGCUUGUGACGUCCACUUUCCAGGUUGUUUGGCCUGACAAGCCACGUUUCUGCGCUGUUGACGACAGCCAGGAGCUUCCAGCUGACAGCGCGUCUUUCGCAAGCAUCGCAACACUGCGAAAGACAAUCAGCUCCCGGACCCGCCCACGAUGAUCCGCUCAACACAGAUUGCGAGGCUAGAUGGUGCGCCCAUUCCCCGUUCCCUUUUCCCGUUUCCCACCAGAGCUCCCCGCUGACCGCUGCCAUCAGGCCUCAUGCUCUGCGCCUCAGUAGACGACUCCGAGACCGAACGGACGCUCUCCGAAGUAAAAUCCCAAGUGAAGCUCGUGCUGCGGCGGCUCAGCCGGACGUCGGAGCCGCAGGCGUCGAUCGAGAGCGGCGCGUACACGCUGCACUACCUGAUCUCGGCCGACAUCGUGUACGUGGCCAUCACGGACCGGGCGUACCCGCGCAAGCUGGCCUUCACGUACCUGUCGGACCUGGCCGCCGAGUUCUCGACGACCUACCCGGCGCAGCAGCUGCUGAGCCCCGUGCUGCGGCCCUACGCCUUCAUGGAGUUCGACACCUUCAUCAGCCGCACCAAGGCGACCUACAGCGACGCGCGGGCGACCAUGAACCUGGACAAGCUGAACGACGAGCUGAGGGACGUGACCAAGGUCAUGACCAAGAACAUCGAGGAUCUGCUGUACCGCGGGGACAGUCUGGAGCGCAUGGGCGAGCUGAGCAGCAGGUUGCGCGACGACAGCAAAAAGUACAGGAAGGCGGCCGUCAAGAUCAACUGGGAUUUGUUAAUGAAGCAGUAUGGCCCGUUUGGGGUGCUUGGGUUGAUCAUACUGGUGUUCCUGUUGUGGAGGUUUUUUUGACCGCUUGGCAUCGAAGACAUGGGGCGAGGACUAUUUGCUUGGUUUUCGGGCUCGGCAUCGGAGUUUGGGAGGGGUAUGGGGACCAGCGGCCGGUUUGCGCCGUUGCUUGUGUAUGUUCUCCCUUGUUUGGUGUUGAUGUAUUUGAUAUUAGACGGUAUCCAUACACAGGAGCAUGCAAACGCGGCACAUAUCAAGUCCCUGGAGAGAACGAGAACCUGUUCCCGAGUCAGGCAGCCAUAACA